AUGCCUAAAGCAAAUACUCCUCCCCCGGCCUUUGCCGCCCUCAAGGACACGGUGCUGUUCACUCCCUUGAAACUGGGGGGCAUCAGCCUCAAGCACCGCAUCGUCCAAGCACCAACAACUCGCAUGAGAAGCGAGUUCGAGUCUCGCGGCGUCUAUGUCCCGGGUGCCCGUGUAGCAAAGUACUAUGGCGACCGAGCCAGCGCCGGCGGUCUCCAAAUCACUGAGGCCACCGACAUCUGUCUCAAUGCCAGCGCCUACCCCGGCGUUGCGGGCGUCUUCACCGACUCCCAGCUGCAAGGCUGGCGCAAGGUGACCGAUGCCGUCCAUGCCAAGGGUGGCUACCUCUUUGUCCAGCUCUGGCACACCGGCAGAGCCUCUUCCGCUGGGAUGCGCGGAGGCGAGACCCCCAUCUCUUCCGGGACCCAGCCGAUGGACGGAAACUACUUUGAUGGAACUGCGUGCAAGGACGGUCCUCCGAGGCCCAUGACAGUGGAGGAGAUUCACAGCCUGACCGCGGAGUGGGCUGCGGCUUCAAAGCGCGCGGUUGAGGUUGCUGGCUUUGAUGGCGUUGAGAUUCAUGGCGCUAAUGGGUAUCUCUUGGAGCAAUUUCUCCAUGACAACAUCAAUACUCGCACAGAUGAGUACGGUGGAUCGAUAGAGAAGCGCUCAAAGUUUCUUCUUGACGUUUUAGCAGCCGUCAGUGCAGCCAUUGGACCCGAGAAAGUCGGCGUCCGUCUCUCGCCGUACAACUACUUUCAAGGGACAAAAGACAGCGACCCCAACAAGCACUGGUCGUUCAUCAGCCAGAAGAUUGCAGAGUUGCCAGAGACAGAGCGGCCUGCUUAUGUGCACAUGAUCGAGCCUCGCUUUGACGAAGUCUUGGACGAGGAACAAAAGCUCGCGUCGCUGGCCGGAACAAAGUCCGAGGCGACACAGACCAACAAUUUGACCCAGUUCAGGGACAUUCUCAAGCCGGCGGGUGUCUACUUCUUUGCCGCGGGCAACUUCAACCGCGACAAUGCCGUUACGAAGUUGAAGAGCGGCGAGUCGGACGCGGUGGUGUUUGGGAGGCACUUUAUCGCCAAUCCCGAUUUGGUGGAGCGGUUGAGGAACGGGUGGGAGUUGACCCCGUAUGACCGGACGACGUUCUACGGGGCGGAGCCUCCGGAAAAGGGAUACAAUGAUUAUGAGUUUUACAAGGUUGCCAAUGCGGAGGUUACGGCGAGUGCUGAGAAGUAG
Colletotrichum orchidophilum is the source of this 1239-nucleotide messenger RNA. RefSeq names its product NADH:flavin oxidoreductase/NADH oxidase. The record is from RefSeq and is a predicted model, not a curated record. Bases 1 to 1239 code for a protein of 412 amino acids. Gene Ontology annotation, molecular function: FMN binding; NADPH dehydrogenase activity. The transcript is spliced from 4 exons. NCBI's taxonomy places the organism in Eukaryota, Fungi, Ascomycota, Sordariomycetes, Glomerellales, Glomerellaceae.